GGUAAGUGCAAAUAAAUUACCGGUUAGUCGACUUCUGAAUGUUAACGUGAUAAGACGUACUUUGGAGAGAGAGAAAAAAAUAAUUUAAAGUGAACUAUGGCAAAAAUCGCACUUUUGUUGAUAAUUGCAACGAUUGCUCUUGUUCUUGAAGUUCAAGCGCAAAAGAACGAAUGCCCUUUGAGCUCUCAAGCAACGACUUGCAGCCCAAAAUGUGUCAGCGACAACGACUGUUUAUCGAGCGGCAAACGAUGCUGUCCUAACAUUUGCAACACUAAAUCUUGCGUUUUCCCGAAAUCAGGAAAUACCGGAGGAGGCGACAAAUACAACAAAGGAUCUUCUGCUACGGGAAGUUAUUGCGGAAACACUAAAUGCGCUCCGGGAGAAGUUUGCAAGAUGGACAAGAGCAAGAGACAAACUUGCGGUCGUCCUUAAGAAUUUUCGAACAUUUUUCUUACAUUUUCGAAAUUUUGGGCUCGUGCAACGGCAAUCAAGCAACUGACUGCUAAUAAACGGGAAAACAUUUUAAA
Messenger RNA from Culicoides brevitarsis, 527 nucleotides. RefSeq names its product waprin-like protein. Gene Ontology annotation, cellular component: extracellular region. NCBI's taxonomy places the organism in Eukaryota, Metazoa, Arthropoda, Insecta, Diptera, Ceratopogonidae. The coding region runs from base 97 to 432 and encodes 111 amino acids. Gene Ontology annotation, molecular function: peptidase inhibitor activity. The transcript has 3 exons. The record is from RefSeq and is a predicted model, not a curated record.